AUGACCAGGGAGUACCAGCUCGCGUCCAGCCAGCACCAGUUCCGCAUCCUGCUGCUGGGGGACGCGGACGUAGGCAAGACUUCGCUUCUGCGGCGCUACAUCGAGGGAGACUUCGGGGCUGAUGCGCCCCCCAGCUCCACGGUGGGUGUCGAGUUCUACAGCCGGAUGCUGAAGCUGGCGUCGGGUCCGAGGGUCAAGCUGCAGUUCUGGGACACGGCAGGGGACGAACGCUACAGGUGCAUCACUCGGUCCUUCUACCGGAAUACCGUGGGUGUCCUGCUAGUCUUUGAUGUGACCAACAGGAAGUCCUUUAAGCACGUAGAAGACUGGUACCAGGAAGUGGCAUCUGUGCAGGGCCCAGACAAGGUGGUCUUCUUGCUGGUUGGUCACAAGUGUGACCUACAGCAGGCUCGUCAGGUGUCAAGCCAGGAAGCAGAGACUUUAGCUGCAGUUUGGGGCAUGUCGUUCCUGGAGACCUCAGCCAAGACAGACUGCAAUGUGACUCUGGCCUUCGAGACCCUUGUCCAUGAAAUCCAGCAGGCCCUCCAGAAGGGGGAGAUCAAAGUGGAUGGAUCCUGGGGAGGAAUCAGGGUCCUUCGCAGAGCCCAGCCUCCCCUCAACCAGAGGAGAAACAAGCCAUCUGGGCAAUGUCAGUGUUGACUCAGGGAACUGGGUCAAGAGAGACAGAACAGACACAGGGAACCAAACCAGAGCUGGUUAGUCCCAUCCCCAAAGACCCAAAGACCCUCGAAACUGGAAGAAACUUUAGGUUGUCUUUUCUAGCAUUCUCAUUUUGCAGAGAAAAAUGGUGAAGCUCAGAAAGGCUCAGUUCUUUCCCAGAAGGGUCUGCAGGUUGCCUCUUCCUUCCUGCCCAUGACCCUCAGCCUGGAGAAAGGUCAGGUAUCAUUUGAUCAUUGUUCAGAGCUUUUCUGAACCAACCCUAUUCUAUUCCUCUGAUUGUGGCCAAGGACCUGAUAAUUUCUGUCUGAGCCUGUCAAUAAACAAGGGCUGGAAGUGGC
Molecule: messenger RNA, 1019 nt
Organism: Gracilinanus agilis (Agile Gracile Mouse Opossum)
Lineage: Eukaryota; Metazoa; Chordata; Mammalia; Didelphimorphia; Didelphidae
Gene: RAB42
Product: RAB42, member RAS oncogene family
Exons: 2
Coding region: 1-660 (219 amino acids)
Cellular component (GO): Golgi membrane
Molecular function (GO): GTPase activity; GTP binding
Source: RefSeq, a predicted model, not a curated record